UAUUAGGAUUAUGCGCGUCGUUGCUCGCGUUUAGUUCAGUACCGUAGGAAUACUAUCAACAAAAUUUACACAAAAAAAAUAUUGUUUUCAAAAAAUCAAAACACAAAAUUCGAUACAAAAUUCAAUCAGUUUCGAAUUGACCAAGUGAAAGUCAAAAAUUUGCAAGUGUUGACGGUCAUCGUUGAAAAUAAUUCGAGCGUUCGUCACGAGCAUCGUUUACACCGGGCGUAUAUCGCGCGCAAAUGUAAACAAAAUUUUGUGUUUUAUCGCGAACAUUUUGCCCAGAAUUUCGAACAAUUUAUAUAUCGGAGUGUUUAGUGUGUGUUUUUAUUGAAAUUUUAAAAGAAAAUCCAAAGUGAACAAAUUCACUAUCGCAAAUUUUAAAACGGCCACACAGUUGGUGUGGUGUACGUCACUUUUACCAUUUUUUCAUACAAACCGCUAACAUUUUUCUCGCCAGCCACCAAUAUUGGAUUAAUAUCGAAUCAAUUAUGGAUGUGUAAAUUGUGAUUUGUGAAAUGAUUACAAUUAAUCGACGAUCAAAGAAAGAAAAAAGUAUCUGAAACUAAUUAAGUGUUUUACUACCAGCAAAUAAAGAGAAAAAAAAAUUGAUCGAAAGAAAAGCAAGAAAAAAAGAGUGAAAUCAAUAAUAUCUGUGUUUUGUGUUGAUAUCUGUGUACAAGUGAAACACAACCAAACAUGGGAUUACCGAGGAAUUGGAUUAUAUUCGCACUAAUAUUUAUAUGGAGUUAUAAUGCUGAUAUAAUAAAUGCAACUCCAGCGACAACCGAUGAAGAAAAUAAGGGACCCGUAUUUUUGAAAGAGCCAAUUAAUCGCAUUGAUUUCUCGAAUUCAACAGGUGCAGUUGUUGAAUGUCGCGCUAGUGGAAGUCCGACACCAGAAAUCAUAUGGGUUCGUAGUGAUGGUACGGCCGUUGGUGAUGUGCCCGGACUUAGACAAGUGUUGUCGAAUGGCAAUCUCGUAUUUCCGCCAUUCCAGGCCGAAGACUAUCGUCAAGAGGUGCACGCACAAGUCUAUGCAUGUUUGGCCAAAAAUCAGUUCGGUUCGAUAAUUUCGCGUGAUGUGAACGUUCGUGCUGUGGUGCCACAAAGUUAUUCGGUUAAUGUCAUGGACGAGCAUGUGCUCAAGGGAAACGCAGCCAUCGUUAAAUGUCAUAUUCCCAGUUUCGUGAUCGAUUUCGUCUACGUUUCAGCAUGGAUUUUGGAUGAAAGUGGCGAUAUUACGGAAAUUCAUGCCGAUGAAAAUGGCAUCGAUAUUCACACAAUCGACGGAAAAUACUUGGUGUUACCAUCCGGUGAAUUGCAUAUUCGCGAAGUUGGACCAGAAGAUGGAUACAAGAGCUACCAGUGUCGUACAAAGCAUCGUUUGACUGGCGAAGCACGAUUAAGUGCCACUAAAGGACGCCUCGUAAUUACUGAACCGAUUGGAAGAAUUAGCCCAAAAAUUAGCGUCGCUGAUGAGUUCAGUGUACGGGGUGUACGUGUUCGAGUUAAUGGUACAAUUAACAUUGCUUGUCCAGCAAUGGCUUACCCCGCGCCAAUUUUUCGAUGGUAUAAAUUUAUCGAGGGUACAACACGUAAACAGGCCGUUGUUUUGAAUGACCGCGUCAAACAGGUGUCGGGCACAUUGAUUAUAAAAGAUGCAGUAAUUGAUGAUUCGGGCAAAUAUUUGUGCGUUGUAAACAAUUCGGUGGGUGGUGAAAGUGUUGAAACUGUUCUCACCGUAACGGCUCCAUUGUCUGCAAAAAUCGAUCCACCCACACAAACUGUUGACUUUGGCCGACCGGCUGUAUUCACAUGCCAUUAUUCGGGUAAUCCAAUUAAAACCGUAUCAUGGAUGAAAGACGGCAAACCAAUCGACCACAGUGAUGCCAUUCUGCGUAUUGAAUCGGUUAAGAAAGAAGACAAUGGUAUGUAUCAGUGUUUUGUACGCAACGAUCAGGAAAGUGCACAGGCCAGUGCUGAACUUAAAUUGGGAGGAAGAUUUGAUCCACCCGUCAUUCGUCAUGCAUUCGCCGAAGAAACUCUUCGUCCCGGACCGGCGGUAUUCUUGAAAUGUGUUGCAGGUGGCAAUCCAACACCGGAAAUCUCAUGGGAAUUAGAUGGCAAAAAGAUAACAAACAAUGAACGCUAUCAAGUCGGUCAAUAUGUAACGGUUAAUGGCGAUGUGGUGUCAUAUCUAAAUAUUACCUCAAUUCAUGCAAACGAUGGUGGUUUAUACAAAUGUUUUGCAAGCAGCAAAGUUGGCACCGCUGAACAUUCAGCCAAAAUAAAUGUCUACGGUUUGCCAUACAUUCGUCCGAUGGAAAAGAAAGCAAUCGUUGCUGGUGAAACAUUGAUCGUUACAUGUCCCGUUGCUGGCUAUCCAAUUAAAUCUAUUGUUUGGGAACGCGACAAUCGUGCAUUGCCAAUCAAUCGAAAACAAAAGGUCUUCCCGAAUGGAACGCUCAUUAUUGAAAAUGUUGAACGAAACUCCGAUCAGGCUACAUACACUUGUGUUGCAAAAAAUGCCGAAGGAUACAGUGCUCGCGGUGCUUUAGAAGUUCAAGUUAUGGUACCGCCAAAAUUAUCACCAUUCGCCAUUUCCGAUGAGCCAUUGCAUUUGGGCGAUUAUUUUCAAUUGACAUGCGCUGUUAUACAUGGUGACUUCCCGUACAAUAUUACAUGGUACUUCAACGAUGAACCGAUCACUUAUAUUGACGGUGUAACAAUACUGAUGCAUGGCAAACGAAGCAGUUCGUUGAAUAUUGAUUCAGUUGCCGGCCAUAAUAUUGGGAAAUACACGUGUUUUGGCGAGAAUUUAGCGGGACGUGCAAGCACAACGACAACACUUUCCAUACGGGUGCCACCAAGAUGGAUUUUGGAACCAACCGACAAAGCAUUUGCUCAAGGAUCAAACGCCAAAGUUGAAUGUAAAUCCGAUGGAUUCCCAAAGCCACAGAUUGUUUGGAAGAAGGCUGUUGGUGAUACCCCUGGCGAGUACAAGGACAUGAAGCAAAACGACAACAUUCGUGUGGAUGAAGGCACAUUGUACAUCGAUAAUAUUCAAAAAAAUAACGAAGGUUACUAUUUAUGUGAGGCAAUUAACGGGAUUGGAUCUGGUUUGAGUGCGGUUAUUUUGAUCAGUGUACAAGCACCACCGGAAUUUGCUGAAAAAUUACGUAAUCAAACUGCACGUCGUGGUGAACCGGCUGUUUUGCAAUGCGAAGCCAAAGGCGAAAAACCAAUUGGCAUACUAUGGAAUAUGAAUAAUAUGCGAUUGGAUCCGAAAACUGAUAAUCGAUACACAAUUCGUGAAGAGAUUUUAGCAACGGGUGUCAUGUCAUCAUUGUCAAUCAAACGAACUGAACGCACCGACUCAGCUUUAUUCACCUGUGUUGCAACAAAUGCCUUUGGUAGCGAUGAUGCCAGUAUAAAUAUGAUUAUUCAAGAGGUACCCGAAAUGCCAUACGCACUCAAAGUAUUGGAUAAAUCCGGUCGAACGGUACAAUUAAGCUGGGCAAAACCAUACGAUGGCAAUUCACCGCUCAAACGAUAUAUCAUUGAAUUUAAAACAUCCCGCGGUUCAUGGGAGCAUGAUGUUGAUCGUGUUAUUGUUCCGGGUCACACAAACGAAGCUCAAGUACAACAAUUGAGUCCGGCUACCACAUAUAAUUUCCGUAUUGUUGCUGAAAAUGAAAUUGGUGUGUCUGAUUCAUCGGAAGUGGUUCCAAUCAUUACAGCAGAAGAGGCACCAUCCGGCAAACCGCAAAAUAUCAAAGUUGAACCAACAUCACAAACGACGUUGCGCGUUACAUGGAAAGCACCGGCCCGAUCUGAUUGGAAUGGUGAAAUUUUGGGAUACUAUGUUGGUUAUAAAUUGUCCAGUUCAAAUGGAUCAUACUACUUCGAAGAAGUGAAAUAUUCAAUGGAAGAAGGCAAAGAAUACAGUUUGGAAUUGACAAAUCUUAAAACGUACACACAAUAUUCGGUCAUCAUUCAGGCAUACAAUAAAGUUGGUGCGGGUCCAAUGAGCGAUGAAGAAAAGCAAUACACAGCCGAAGGUACGCCAGAUCAACCGCCAAGUGAUACAAUGUGCACAACACUUACCUCACAAACAAUUCGUGUGUCAUGGGUCAGUCCACCGCUUGAGUCAGCCAAUGGUGUUAUCAAAGGUUAUAAAGUGGUUUAUGCACCAAGUGAACUGUGGUACGAUGAUAAAAAUAAAAGCUAUAAGAAAACCGCAUCGAGCGACACCGUUUUGCAUGGCCUUAAGAAAUACACAAACUAUACAAUGCAAGUGUUGGCCACAACAACUGGCGGUGAUGGUGUACGAAGCGCUCCCAUCCAUUGUCAAACCGAACAAGAUGUUCCGGAGUCACCGACGGCUGUAAAAGCUUUGGUAUAUGGUGCACAAGCAAUUUUAGUGUCAUGGCGUCCACCAUCACAACCAAACGGUAUCAUUUCACAGUAUAUGGUUUAUUCUCGCGAAGAAGGAAGCGAAGCUGAGCCAAAGAAAGAAAAAGUGCCAUCAUAUCAAAUGAGCUUUGAAGCAUCCGGUUUGGAAAUAAAUAAACCAUACGAAUUCUGGGUGACGGCAAGCACAAACAUUGGCGAGGGACAACAAUCGAAGAGUGUUAUUGCCAUUCCCAGUGACAAAGUACCAGCCAAAAUUGCAUCAUUCGAUGACACAUUCACUGCUACAUUCAAAGAAGACGCUAAACUACCUUGUCUCGCUGUUGGUUCACCCACACCAAACAUCACUUGGAAGGUGAAAGGUGCUGAUUUUGUACCAAACGAACGUAUGCGAAUUCUUGCACAAGGAACACUUUUCAUCAAAGAUGUUAUUCGACAAGAUGCCGGCGACUACACAUGUGUUGCAGAAAAUUCAAUUGCAAAGGACUCAAUUACACACAAAUUAACUGUUUUAGCACCACCACAAUCGCCACAGGUAACUCUCACCGCAACAACAACCGAUUCACUCACAUUGAAAUUGAAACCACACGAAAUGGACUCGGCGCCUAUUCAUGGCUAUACAUUGCAUUACAAACCUGAAUUCGGUGACUGGGAAACGGUCGAAGUGGCGGUCGAUGCACAAAAAUAUACAAUUGAAAAUCUCUUUUGUGGAUCACGUUAUCAAGUCUAUGCUACCGGAUACAAUAGCAUUGGUGCAGGUGAAGCGUCUGACAUUUUGAAUACUCGAACAAAGGGAUCAAAACCAAUUAUGCCAGAGAAUUCAAAAUUCAUUGAACCAUCAUCAAACUCGGUUACAUUGCAUCUACCAACGUGGAAAGAUGGCAGCUGUCGAAUGUCACAUUUCGUUGUUGAACACAAGAAAAAAGAUCACAUUGAAUGGAAUCAAAUAUCGAAUAAUGUGAAACCAGGUGGAAAUUUUGUGGUAUUGGAUUUGGAACCAGCGACAUGGUACAACGUUCGAAUAACAGCUCACAAUAGCGCCGGUUUCACAGUAGCUGAGUAUGAAUUUGCCACAUUGACCGUGACUGGAGGUACACUGGCACCACCAUUAAAUAGUAUUCAUCGUUUUGACAGCAAUGGUCAUCCGAUUUAUUUGCCGCCAUGGAUGAGCGACUGGCUUAAUCUCAACGUUAUGGUUCCAAUGAUUGCAAUGAUCGUCAUUGUUGUUGGCAUACUUGUUAUUUGUAUUGCACUCACUCGACGGCGUGUCGACAUGCGAAAUGGACCAAAGGAUGUUUACUACGAUGUAGUUUACAAUCAGUCAAUGGGACCAGGCGCCACAUUAGAUAAACGACGACCAGACCUACGUGAUGAAUUAGGUUACAUUGCACCACCAAAUCGAAAACUACCACCCGUUCCCGGAUCCAAUUACAACACAUGUGAUCGCAUCAAACGAGGCACCGUUAUUAGCCGUAGCAUGAGAUCAAAUCAUUCGACAUGGGAUCCUCGACGACCAUUAUAUGAAGAAUUGAAAGCGCCACCAGUGCCACGAAGACAUUAUCAUGGCUCUGAUGACUGUUACCAUGCUCAUCCGCCAGGUAGACCUACUGUGUUCCGCAUGGAAGAUGAGAUUUGCCCGUACGCAACAUUCCAUUUACUUGGCUUCCGUGAAGAAAUGGAUCCAACCAAAGCAAUGAAUUUCCAAACAUUCCCGCAUCAAAAUGGAACACCAACAGCAGGACACACAGGUACCAUGGGAACAGGCCCAUCAAAUGCACAUAUGCACUCGCGAUCCGGAUCGCAAUCAAUGAAUCGAUAUGCCCGUAAGAAUAGCCAAGGUGGUCAAAGUUCAAUUUACUCACCGGCACCAGAAUAUGAUGAUCCAGCCAAUUGUGCUGAAGAAGACCAAUACCGUCGAUACACUCGUGUUAACUCACAAGGUGGUUCAUUGUACGGUGGUGGUCCUGAAUAUGAUGAUCCAGCUAAUUGCGCCCCAGAAGAUGAUCAAUAUGGAUCUCAAUAUGGUGGAAACUAUGGCGCACCCUAUGAUCACUAUGGCUCGCGUGGUUCAGUCGGCCGUCGUAGCGUCGGUUCCACUCGAAAUCUGCCGAUGAAUGGUUCACCCGAACCACCAGCACCACCACCACGUAAUCAUCUUAACGAUUCUAAAGAAAGUAAUGAAAUCUCCGAAGCGGAAUGUGAUCGCGAUCAUCCACGCGGUAACUAUGGAGAAAAAGAGAAUCCCGAUGCCAAAAGGUCGCCAAAUGCAAAAGAUGGUCGCACUCCCGAAGAAAUUCGUAAAUUAAUUGACAGAAACGAAAUCCCAGCAACAAAAUUCCAACAACAAGGCGGCUGCACAGGACUCACAGCCUACGAUACUAUGGCAGUAUAAUUUGUAAAUUUGUUACAAAUGAACUUCGAAACGAAGCAAACAAUCCAACACGAUCAAAAUAACCAAAAACCAGUGAGAAAACGACGUAAUCAACAGACACAAAUUCACUCACACUUACACAUACACACACAUACUAAACUAUAUAACGUAACUCUCAAGCAAUAGAGAAUGCAUCACCUUUUCUUUUCGAAAACGUUUCAACUAUACAGAAAAUCAAAUUUUACCAAAAAAAAAAAAAUCAA
Contarinia nasturtii (swede midge) is the source of this 7049-nucleotide messenger RNA. It is a transcript of the gene Dscam1, whose product is annotated as Down syndrome cell adhesion molecule-like protein Dscam2. Gene Ontology annotation, cellular component: plasma membrane; axon. Lineage: Eukaryota; Metazoa; Arthropoda; Insecta; Diptera; Cecidomyiidae. Gene Ontology annotation, molecular function: cell-cell adhesion mediator activity. Gene Ontology annotation, biological process: dendrite self-avoidance; axon guidance; homophilic cell-cell adhesion. The record is from RefSeq and is a predicted model, not a curated record. The transcript has 30 exons. The coding region runs from base 700 to 6807 and encodes 2035 amino acids.